Molecule: messenger RNA, 5734 nt
Organism: Diachasma alloeum
Lineage: Eukaryota; Metazoa; Arthropoda; Insecta; Hymenoptera; Braconidae
Gene: Klp31E
Product: kinesin-like protein KIF21A
Exons: 11
Coding region: 598-5040 (1480 amino acids)
Biological process (GO): microtubule-based movement; mitotic spindle organization
Molecular function (GO): microtubule binding; microtubule motor activity; ATP binding
Source: RefSeq, a predicted model, not a curated record
UCCAAAAACCCUUUGCCCCGGAUUUCUCAAAUAUCUCCGGAACUACUCCAUGAACCGGAAAAUUCGAGAGUGCCUUGUCAGCCCACGAAAAACCCCCCAAAAAAUUUCCCCCGACAUUUUCCUCGGAACGCAGUAGCUCCGGAAACAUUUUGUCGAUAAAUCCCGUAGUUUCCGCAGCAUUUCGUAGCAACUCCCGUUGAAAAUGAAUCGAUGACUGUGUCCCCCACUCACUUCUCCGCAAUUCCUCCUCCACAAUAAUAAAAUCUGACAACAGAAAGCAACAUGUCCGCCAUAUACGGCAGCCAUCGGCCAUCCAGUCUAGUCCAGCUCCGGUCCUUGGACUGUCGAGUAGGAUGAUCGCGGUUACUCGAAACUCCCUUAUCCCAGGAUCAACUCAGGCAACAAAUAAAUGAAACAGUGAAUUACGGGGUAAUUGAUAAUUGACAACAAUGCGGGGAAUUGAGUGCCCGGGGGAGAGAAAAUAAACAAACAUUUCUCUCAUCGGGAAUUCGGCUUUUUGGAAGUUGUGAGGUGAUCGCUUGUGAAGUAGUAGCUGCUCUGUCCUGUCAAGUUCUGGAGGCAUUUGGGAAACAGGAUAUGGAUGACUCGAGUGUUCGCGUCGCCGUUCGGAUACGGCCUCAAGUGGCUCGCGAGGUGAUCGACAUGUGUAGAAUCUGCACCCAAGUGCCCCCGGGUGAGCCCCAGGUGUUUCUGGGGCCCGACAAGGCCUUCACCUACGACUACGUCUUCGAUACGAACACAGGACAGAGUCCGAUCUACGAUGCAUGUGUUGCAAGACUGGUGGAUGGUGCAUUGGACGGAUACAAUGCAACAGUUCUGGCGUAUGGACAAACUGGCUCGGGAAAGACGUACACUAUGGGCACGGGAUUUGACGUUGAAGUGGAUGAGAUGAUUGUUGGCAUUAUUCCAAGGGCUAUCAGACACUUGUUCGAUGGUAUAGCUGAUAAACAGGCCAGUGCAAGGGAGCGAGCUCUCAUGCCACCUGAAUUCAAGGUGACCGCCCAAUUCCUGGAGCUCUACAACGAGGACCUCAAAGACCUCCUGGAGCCCGGCGGUCCCCGAGGCGGUGCUCGAAUCCACGAGGAUCCCUCCGGCAACAUUCACUUGGCCGGAGUCGAGCCCCGGGUCGUCACAAGCCCCGAACAAGCCCUCGAGUACCUCCGCCUGGGUGCCCUCUCGCGAACCACGGGCUCCACCCAAAUGAACACUCAAUCCUCCCGAUCCCACGCGAUUUUCACCCUCUACAUAAAACAGCAACGAUGCAUAAAGAUCGAGGACCCCGACGCGGACGUCGACACGACCUCCUCAGACCCCGCGAACGAGUUCGAGACCUUGACCGCCAAAUUCCACUUCGUCGAUCUAGCGGGAUCUGAGCGUUUGAAACGAACGGGCGCGACUGGUGACCGAGCGAAGGAAGGCAUCUCCAUAAACUGCGGCCUCCUGGCCCUGGGGAACGUCAUCUCCGCCCUCGGUGACAAAACGAAGAAAGCUUUACACGUGCCUUACCGCGAUUCCAAGCUGACGCGUCUCCUCCAGGACUCCCUGGGUGGCAACAGCCAGACAGUCAUGAUCGCUUGCGUCUCCCCCAGCGAUCGGGACUUCAUGGAGACGUUGAGCACUCUGAAAUACGCGAAUCGCGCCCGAAACAUCAAGAACAAGGUCAUGAUCAAUCAAGACAAAUCGUCGAGAACGAUCGCUUCACUUCGACGGGAGAUCCAGCAGCUUCAGCUGGAGCUUCUUGAGUACCGACAGGGGAAGCGAGUCGUCGGGGAGGACGGGGUCAAUGACGCCUGGCACGAGAACCAGAUGCUCAACAGCGAGCUCCAAAGCCUUCGAACAAGGGUCAAAGCCUUGUCCGAAACUGUUGAAGGAUUGACAGCGAAGAACUCGUUGCUGAUAGCUGAGAAAGCUGCUGGGCAAUGGGUGAAUAGCGCCUCCGGAGAAGACGUGUCGGGCUUGAUCCUAGGGUACGUCCAAGAGAUUGAGGAGCUUCGAGCGCGGCUGAUGGAGGCCGAAGCCAUGUACCAACAGGUGAAGAAGCGACAGAUGCAGGUUCAGGCUGCCAAUCCUUACUCAGAGCCGUCUUAUCCUUUUGGCGAUUCGUCUUCGGUCCUUGCAGAUGCCAAACGCGAGCUGCAGAAGGAGAUGGACGUCCUUGCGGCUUUGAAGGGACAGCAGAACAAUGAUGAGGAUAAUGAGGGUGACGGUGCGGAGAAUGGACAGGAGUCGAUGAGUGACGACGAGUCCGACGACGAUUCUGACAGGAAGGAGGAGGACGAGGAGGAAGCUGCUAUGGGGCGGGAGUUGGAAGCUUUGACGUCUGAUAUUGAUGUGAAGCAACGGUUGAUUCAAGAGUUGGAGUUGUCUCAAAGGAGGCUGCAGACGAUGAAGCAGCAUUACGAGGAUAAGCUGGUGCAGCUGCAAGCGAGGAUCAAGGACACUCAGGAGGAGAGAGAUAAGGUGCUGUCGUCCCUUCAGCAGCAGGCCUCACCACCGACGGAGAAGGUGAAGAAGCUGAGGGAUGAGUACGAGAAGAAGCUCACAGUGAUGCAGAAGGAGGUUCGCUUGCUGCAGACGGCUAAGAAGGAACAUGCGAGAUUACUGAAGAGUCAAUCGCAGAAUGAGAACAGGUUGAGGGGGCUGAGGAAUGAGCUCGCGGAGAUGAAGAGGGCGAAGGUUAAGCUGUUGAAUAAGAUGAGAGAGGAGGCACAGAGGCACAAGGAGAAUGAGUUGAGGAGAAAUAGAGAGAUUGCGCAGUUGAGGAAGGAGAGCAGGAAGAAUGCGAAUAUGAUUAGGACGCUGGAGGCGGACAAGAGGAUGAAGGAGGUGGUGCUGAGGAGGAAGCAGGAGGAGGUGACGGCGUUAAGGAAGAGGGAUAGGGGACUGAGUCAGAAGGUUGCAGGCAGAACGGCGGUGAAGAAGGUUAACCCGAAGACGCUGAAGCAAAUGUGGCAGACUUUUGAGAGGACUAUUACCAAGCAAGCGUUGGCCAAGCAGGCGGCGGCGGAGACUGAGAGGGAGAUGGAAAGGUUGUUGAUGGAGAGGGAGGAAUUGGGGAGGGACUUGGAAAGGCUCCAGAAGCAUCGCGCUGUUGUCGCAGCCACUCGGGGGGAUACUGCGGAUGUUGACGAGGAUAUCGACAAUGUCAAGAGCAAGAUUAGCUAUCUGCAGGACAGCAUUGCGGAGUGCCAGAGGGAUAUGGUGGAGAUGGGGGAUGGGGAGACAGAGGCGGAGCCCGGGGUUGAGGCAUUGAUUGCAGCUGUGAAGAGUGUUGACGAGGCGCAAUAUCUUCUCCAGAGAAUGCUCAAUUUCACGGUGGAGCAGAGCUGCAGUGCGGCACAGAAGCAGCUUGAGGUGAGGGACAUGGAGAGUCGGCUUAACCAGGUGGCGCAGGAGAGCGAUGUCCAGCAUCAGCUUUUGGAGCAUGUGUUGAGGGACAGAGAUCUCCUUACGAUGACCAGUAGUCAUGAUAAUAGCUUGGUUUACAGUCCACCGAGCUCGAGGAGUUCUUCACCUGAUAACAGCGAGAGCUAUAGCCAAAUAUCAAUGAACGAUGUCAAGCAAAAGAGCAAUAAAGUUCGUCGACGAACAACUCAACCCCAAGAGCUCCUCUACGGCGUGGGAUCUGGCGCUGAUUCACUGAAGAUCGACGAUCACAACCAAAAUCACAAUCAUCCCCUGACUCGAGUGCCCAGUGCACCUGGCAGUCUUAAGGGUUUGGUAUUGACGCGCGGCCAGCAUGGGAGUGGUGGCAUGGCUGGUGGUGGAUCACCAAUACUCAGUAGACGUGACAGCACAUCACCACGACCCCUUCGGAGGCCAUUGCAUCCUGGUGGGGGCUCUAUGGAGCACGUUGCACAAAUGGACGUGUCAUCGCCACCAGGAUCGCCGACGAUUUAUCGUCGAUUCAACAGUCGUGAGGAGAAUGUUUUCUCGAGACUAACUGCUACUAGACAACCGCUGACAACUGAUCCACAACCGACAAAGGGGGUCAUUUCACAAUAUCCGGGAAAGGUGCAGCCUAGAGCACCUCUGCAAUGCACUCACGUUGCCGAAGGCCACAGCAAGGCAGUGCUGGCCAUCGAUGCAACCGAAGACUUAUUAUUCAGCGGCUCAAAAGAUCGAACAGUAAAAAUAUGGGACUUGGGGACAGGCCUGGAGAACAUGACUCUCUCAGGUCACCCCAACAACGUAGUUGCAGUGAAAUACUCCGAGUCCCAUCGUCUCCUCUUCAGCGUAUCAUCGGCCUACGUAAAGGUCUGGGACCUUCGCACCAGCAAUUCAUGUGUCAAGACACUUUUCUCCUCGGGACAGACCCAGAGUGGUGCACUAUCCCUGACGACAACAGCGAGAACCCUCCAAGUGCCUCCUGGUGAAACGACAAUAAACGAUUUGGCACUAAGUUUGGAUGAGCAGGAGUUGUACAUAGCGACUAGUGAUAAAGUGAGGGUCUGGGAUCUCAGGAAAUUGACGUACACUGGACGUCUGAGCACUCCCCACACAGCAGCUGUCAUGUGCCUUGCUGUCGCUGAUGACGGACGAGUCAUCACGGGGAGCAAGGAUCAUCUCAUUUCUCUCGUUGAUACGAAUACAUCUGGACAAGCCGUCAGUCUUGCUCCACCUCAUUACGAUGGGGUGCAGUGUCUUGCCACUAGUGGGGCUACUCUAUUUUCAGGUUCGAGAGACAUGUGCAUCAAACGUUGGGAUCUCAGCCGGAUGGAGCUCCUCCAGUCCCUGAACAACGCCCACAAGGACUGGAUUCAGGGUCUCUGCACGAUAAACAACGGCUCAGUGAUGGUCUCCGGCUGCCGAGGGGGCUACCUUCGAGCCUGGGGAGUGCCCACAGACACCGAGGGCGAGUGCUCAUCCCUCGGGGAGGUCCGCGCUCAUGGAUCAGCGAUUAAUGCUGUCGUCACAAAUCAACAGCACAUUUUCACCGCCAGCAACUCGGGUGAAGUGAAGCUCUGGCGCAUUCCCGAUCCUUUCCUAGCAAUGUCAAUGUCAACAAUGUCUAUCUAACUCAUUUUACUCAUCUGCUUAUGCUAUUAUUUCUGCAACUCAUCAUUGAUAAUUAAUUAAGCGUAUUUCGUGAAUUUCUAGACUUCAUCGUUAUUUUUAUUUUGUCAUUGAGGCAAUCCAAGUCAGUUAGUCUCGUAGUUGCAGAGAAAAAUAUUUGUAGAUCUCCAUAAAAUUGUCCUUUAAACUUGAACGUUCUCAAGGGUUGUUUGACCCUCAAGACCAUUUCACUUUCAAAUAAAAACAAACAAAAAAGUUUCUUAAAUGGUGCCACAUAAUCGUUAUUUACCAACAUUUUAUGUUCGAUUCGAAGAAACUUAACAUUCACUAAUUGUGGAAUUUUUAUUAUCAAGAACAUUAUCAAUAAACCUUCCUUCAAGAGGAUUAAAUUUGCAACAAAAAAAUUGUUGAAAUUUCUUCAACAACAAUAAAUUUCAUAUUCCAUUCAAAUUGAUAACAAAUGAUUUUAUAGAGAAUCGUCAAGAGACGACAGUCGAAAAACCUUCGCUUGGAAUUCCUCAAAUAUUUUUUGUUAACUAUUUUAUUAUGAUUUUUGUGCUGUUUGUUCAUGCAUCACGUUUAUCUUCCUUUGCAUGGGAUAAAAAUAUCAGCGAUGGAACAGUCAGACUGUGGAGUUACUACAAACGAGAUCCCCGAACAUUUCAACGGAGCAACUCACUAAAGUGCUAACAUUCGC